Marmota flaviventris (yellow-bellied marmot) is the source of this 429-nucleotide messenger RNA. Its product is annotated as ribonuclease pancreatic-like. Gene Ontology annotation, biological process: defense response to Gram-positive bacterium. Gene Ontology annotation, molecular function: RNA nuclease activity; nucleic acid binding. The record is from RefSeq and is a predicted model, not a curated record. NCBI's taxonomy places the organism in Eukaryota, Metazoa, Chordata, Mammalia, Rodentia, Sciuridae.
AUGAAUCUGAGGUGGAUCCUCCUCCCUCUCCUCCUUCUCCUGGACUUAACUGUCUUCACUCCAGCCCUGUCCUUCUCAAAACGACACAUAGACAAUCCCAAGUCGUUGGUCCCAGGAGGAAACCGCCGAUACUGUGAUGUGAUGAUGAGGCGCCUCUGGAUGAUCCAUAAGGGUAAAUGCAAGCAGAUCAACACUUUCAUUCAUGAGAAUCUGGCCAUCAUUGUAGAUUUCUGCAAAACUCCACCAGUGUCCUGUAUGAACAUCCCUUCCAUGCACAACUGCCAUGACAGUACUCAUGAUGUCAGGGUCACUGACUGCUUUGCCACCCCAGGAACCCGACCCCCUCAUUGCCACUACCGCAAGAUGGACUCCACCAGGCCCAUCCGUGUGGGCUGUGGACAGGGGGUACCUGUUCACCUGGAUGGCUAG